Molecule: messenger RNA, 3863 nt
Organism: Cynara cardunculus var. scolymus (artichoke)
Lineage: Eukaryota; Viridiplantae; Streptophyta; Magnoliopsida; Asterales; Asteraceae
Exons: 9
Coding region: 274-3627 (1117 amino acids)
Source: RefSeq, a predicted model, not a curated record
UACUUUCACGUCCACAUACCCGGAUAAAAUCAUCGUCUUACCUCGCUACUUCACGGAAUCCAGACAUCAUACGACGAAGGUGCCAUAGCCGGAACAAAACUGGUCUCCCUCUUUCAACUGGUAUUCUUACGAAAAACACUUCUUUGUUGCAAUCGUGAGCAAAAUAAUUAUGUUUGGAACCUGAUUGAUGAAACGGGUAAUGGGUGUUAAUUGGUUUUUUGGCCUAUUCAGUAUUUUCGGAGUUUUGGGAUUUUUCUAGAACUAGGGUUUGCGAUGAAAAGCCGAUCGCAUCGUCUGCCGACAAUUUCGGACACACCCGAUGACUGGGUGGACGAAUCUUGGACGGUGGAUUGUGUGUGUGGGGUUAAUUUUGAUGAUGGAGAAGAGAUGGUUGAUUGCGAUGAAUGUGGUGUUUGGGUGCAUACCAGGUGCUCGCGAUAUGUCAAGAGUGAGAAAUUGUUUGCCUGCGAUAAGUGUAAAAGCAAGAAGCUUAGAAAGGAGAGUGAAGAAACGGAGGUUGCACAAUUGUUGGUUGAGUUGCCUACUAAAACAUUGAGGAUGGACAGCCCGUAUCCCAUGAGUUGCCCACCUCAGAAUCCAUUACAGGUUUGGACCGAGAUUCCUCUAGAAGAAAAGGUUCAUGUGCAGGGUAUUCCUGGUGGUGAUCCUUCUUUAUUUGGUGGGGUGUCUUCGAUUUUCAGUCCCGAGCUUUGGAAGUGCACAGGAUAUGUCCCCAAGAAGUUCAAUUUUCAAUACAGGGAGUUUCCUUGUUGGGAUGAAAGGCAGGAUGAUGGUAACGAAGGCAAGGAAGAAAUGGAAACUCGUGCUAGUAAAGGGGCUGAUGCUUUGUUUUCUUUGUCAAAGGAGAACGCAUUGCCAGCCCAAGUAGCAGCUUUUAGUGGCAUGAAAACUCUGGAUAAUGGAGGAUGUGAUAUGGGUCCGCCAACUACUGAUAAGAAGAAACAAGAGGUUGAGAAUUAUGAAGGUAAACGCCAGCACGGUGGUGUGAGAAGGGAAAGGAGCUUACCGAAGCCUAUUGUGAUUCAUUCAGGCAACCAAAAGAAAGAUGAUUCCAGGGUGUUCAAGGACCUAAACAGGAAGAAAAAUGGCAAAGCUGUGGAUAAAGAAGGAGAUUCUAGGAAGAGAGAUCUCCAUUCUUUUGAAUCAGUGCCCACCACGUCAAGUGAUGCAAAACACUCAGAAUCAUACGAAGGCAAAGGUCUUAAGGUUUUCAAGACUGAUAAGCAAAGUUGCAAACAUGAAAAUUCAAGGGAGGAUGUGCAGGCCAAUCAUAAAUCAGGCGGUUGCCUUGACAUGUUCAACACCAAUAACAACCCCUCCUCUAGUGGACAACCUUCGGAGAAAGUACCUUUUGAUGAUUCAGGACUAAAUCCCUCAAAAGAAGCAAAACAAAUGGAAGAAAAUGAUGGAAAUCAAGUUCCUCCAAGUCUUGAGAUUUCUCCUCAAACAGAGGAUGGCAUGGCAUCAUCACUAAUACACAAUCCUAUGGAAACUAUUACCAUGAAAGAUGAGGUCGGCCAGGAUGUUGUUGAUGAUGUGAAUGAGAAUAGAACAAGUUGCAGUAGAAGUAAUGGAACUCAGUCUAACGUUAACAAUCUAGAAAAAGUGGGGUUGGCCCCAAAUAGUGAACUCCAUGCCAGCCCAUUGCGAUCAAUUGAAGUAAAAGCAGUAGAAACCAAUUGUCCUGGAAAGACCUCUAAUUCUGAAAUUCUUUCUAGUGAUAUAAAGUUAGAUAGCUCCAAAACUGUGCCCCAAGUUACAAGAAUUUCUAAUGAUCCUUUAUCUGCAAAUUUUGAAGUCAAGAAAGAAGCUGUAUCUGUGUCACAAAUCUAUAAGGUGCAAAAUGUUGACAAAGGCCUACCACAUGUUGAUGGUCAAGCCGAUGAACCUGAUGAACCACCCUGCGGCCCCAGCCAGCCCAAGGGACACAUUAAGGGAUCAGAAAAUUCCACAGUAGCUCGGGGUUCUUCAGAAUUUAAACAUGGGGCUGGACCCCCGGAAGGCCUGUCCAAAUCACAUGGAACAGUUAGAAGUCCUUCAAGAGCACCUAAUCAAUGUAAAGUGGCGGUAUCAACAGUAGUGAAAUCUUCUGUUGGAAAACCUUCAAAAUCAUCUGUUCCUGAUAAGGCGAGAUAUUCCAACGCUGAUGAUCGUAACUCAAGUGGGAAACAGAAGGGAGUGUGUGAUAAUAACAUCAAGGGUAAAAGAGAUAAUGCUAGUGAAUCACCACGGAUUGGAGAUGCUAGUGAGAAGCCUAAGAAAUUAGUAAAAGACCUUCCAAAAUCAUUGUCUACGUCUGCUCUAAAAUCAUCACAUUUGAGCAAAUCCUCACAUGCUCCUGUUUCCAAGAAGAACUCAUCUGAUUCAAAGGACCCUGCAAUCUUAUCAUCCUCUAAAAAUUCUUCGGUACAGAUAGCUGCUACACCAGAUUCUGGUGACUCCGCCAAUUCAUUGCGAAGUGAGAAUGGUACACUUGAACAGAAUAAAAGUACUUCAGAGUUAUCAGGAAGAGGUGAAAAGAUCAAUCAGUUAAAUAGACAGCCUGCACCGAAGAACAAUCCACCACAUGUUCACCCCCUUCCAUCUACCAACCCACCUGCAACUUUAAGUGAUGAAGAGCUUGCUUUGCUUCUUCAUCAAGAACUCAAUAGUUCUCCUAGAGUUCCUCGUGUGCCACGUAUGCGCCAUGCUGGAAGCUUACCUCAGCUAGCUUCUAGUACACCUACAAGCACACUAAUGAAACGAACUUCAUCUUCUGGAGGAAAGGAUAAUGGAUUGGUUUCAAGAAAGAAAAACAAGGAUUUAGCAAAUAACGGGCCAAGCAAUUCUCGCGAGUUUGAUGGAGCAAAGAAGGUGGAUAGGCUGCCGUCUCUGCCCAACUCAAGGAGGCAUGACCUUAUGAAAAAUGGAUCGGCUAAACAUAUUGAUAAGAGUGCCCCUCCUGCCUCAACAACUGCAAGCAGUGGUCCAUCUUCUUCUAAUGAAGCUAAUGAACACAAUAUGUCCUCCACGCGCACAUCCCCUCAGAAUGCUUCUGAUGACGAAACAGUAGCAAUUGGGGUUCCUACCCAUCGCACUUUACCAGGCUUGAUUGCUGAGAUUAUGAGUAAAGGCAGGCGGAUGACCUAUGAAGAACUCUGCAAUGCAGUUCUGCCGCAUUGGCCCAACUUGCGUAAGCAUAAUGGGGAGCGUUAUGCGUAUUCAAGUCACUCGCAAGCUGUUCUUGAUUGCUUGAGGAAUCGGAGUGAAUGGUCCAGACUGGUUGAUCGUGGUCCUAAGACAAACGCAGGUAGGAAGCGACGCAAGUCUGAAGCUGAUGCACAGAAUCUGGAGUCAGAAGAAGAUGAUUAUAGCACAGAUAGAAACACAAAGGACGUAGAUAGCAAGAGUUUAGAGUCCCAGCGGAGUGGAAAGCAGAAAGCACGAAAGCACAGGCGCCUUGCUUUGCAGGGAAGAGGAAUCAAGGAUGUUAGGAGGAGACGGAAAGCUGAAGUUCUUAGUGAUGAUAUUGAUUCUUCUGAUUCUAGCGAAGAAAGUGCGUUCAGCGAUGAAGGAGGGACAAACGAGGCCUCUGCUAGCUCAGAUGAGAUGGGAACAAUGAGUUGAACGUAAACGACCAUUUGACGAUCACCACUGUUUCAUCUCUUUGUAAGUAUGGAAACAAUGUUAGGAUCAGAAACUGCUUGUUGUACUUUUAGCAUUAGAUUUUUCCAUAACUGUAAGGUAGGAGGACAGAACAGUAGCAACAGUAGUGUGAAUGUAUUAAUUUAGCUGACUGAUGAUAAGGAUAUUUAACUGUAGUUUGUAUUCCUAAUGAUCCAAAUCCAAUAUGGUUUAGAAAA